Molecule: messenger RNA, 189 nt
Organism: Entrophospora sp. SA101
Lineage: Eukaryota; Fungi; Glomeromycota; Glomeromycetes; Entrophosporales; Entrophosporaceae
Source: the annotation of a GenBank genome assembly
AUGUCUUCAAAUAAAAACAAUGAUACACAUGAGUUGGAGACAUUGAUGUCUUCAAACACAAAUGAUGAUACACAUGAGUUGGAGACAUUUAUAGACAUUGAUGUCUUCAAACACAAUAAUGAUACACAUGAGCCAGAGACAUUGAUGUCUUCAAACACAAUAAGAAUGCACAUGAGCUGGAGACAUUGA